AGUCAGUUUGCUCCAAGACGUUCGCAGCUUCAGUGCAGACGAAAUAAAAGAUCCACCAUCCAUGUGAAUAACGCUUUCAAUGGGUGCAUCCGUGCGGAUAUCAAAUGCGGCCGUUGAUUACUAAAAUAAUUGCUUAAUUACUUUUAUAACGCAAUAAGAAUACAUUUUUGUUUUGUGAUUUGAGCUGUUUUGAAAGUAUCGCUAUUUUUAUAAGAGCACUGUGUUUGAAGUAAAUAAGUGCACGGUUAUUGUAGUAAAGUAGCAUAGUUAUAGGCGCGGUGUGGAAAAAAUCUAAUAAAAUAAAAGUGUGUAACAUAAAGUUGUUGGCAUUCGGUGAAAAUACAAAAACCGUUAAAUUUUAGACGCUUGUGUUCCAUCAGCGGCUGCAAACGAAUACCAAACAUGUAAUAAUAAAUAUAAACUAACUAACUUUUAAUUUUAUUUCCAAAUUCGACGCCACGUUGUAAAUAUGUAGUAGUGUAAAAUAAUAUUUAUAAAGAGAUGAGUAACCACUAUCGUACAAAAAUUAAAAAUAAAUUCGUACCUGAUAAGCAUUGCAACAAAUGAAUGCCAAGUGAAAAGUACAAGUGAUCAGAGGGACAAAGCGACGUUGUUGUUAUGCAAGAAAUAGUGUUUAGUUUUUUAAUGAAACUUUGUUGUCAUAAAAAUGGCCAUCAAUAUAUUAGAUUAUGACCAUUACGCAAUCAGUGCGAUUGUCACGGUCAGCAUGCAGAUUUUAUUUUUCCUGAUUAACUCCAUUUUGCAAAUGGACAAGCUGACGGAUUUCGCGGGUGGUGUUAAUUUUAUUAUAAUAUCGCUGCUUACCUUCUUUCUGGGACAAAUUGACAGACCAUCAAAGGCGUACGACAGUCGACAACUUAUGGUCACCCUAUUCGUUUGUCUUUGGGGUGCACGUCUUUCUGGAUAUCUGCUGUAUCGCAUAAUCAAAUUGGGUCGCGAUAAACAGUUCGAAGACACAAGACGCAACAUAAUCAGAUACGCUGUUUUCUGGACGUUUCAGGCCGUUUGGGUUUAUGUGGUCUCAUUACCAGUCAUAAUCAUUAACUCGCCUCGGCAUUCACAGCCAAAUGCCCCCAAGACUAUGACGACAUUGGAUUCCACUGGCACGGGAAUGUUCAUAGUGGGAUUGCUAGCCGAAACAUAUGCGGAUUUGCAGAAGUUCUCUUUUCGACAGGAUCCAGCAAAUCAAGGAAAAUUUUGUAAUGACGGUCUGUGGAGUCUAUCGCGUCAUCCCAAUUACUUCGGCGAGGUUGUGAUCUGGUGGGGUAUUUUUGCCAUUUCAUUAAAUGUUAUCUCCGGUCACGAAUGGGUCGCUAUCGCUUCACCCAUCUUCACCACUUUCAUUAUACUUUUCCUCUCCGGUAUACCGUUGCGUGAGCGUUCGGCCGAUGAGAAAUAUAAAGACCAACUGGAAUAUCGUAAAUACAAAGCGUCCACAUCACCCUUAAUACCGAUACCGCCAUCGGUGUAUGUGGAAGUGCCGAGCGCAUUGAAAUUCAUCCUGUGUUGUGAGUUUCCCAUUUACGACACCAUGCGCAUCCAGAAAGACAUCAGUCCCUACUCCUUGUCCAUAGCACGUUCACACUCACAUAUAUAGCAAUCAGUUGCCCACUCGGGUAGUGGGCAACAUGGCGCUGUGGGACAUUCAUUACAGCGACACGGUACCGACGCGGGCUCCAUGCAUCGGGGCCAAUGCUAUGGUGCAAACGGUGGCGAUGCGGAGAGUCAUCAGAAUUGUGGUGGCAGCUGUCGUAAUGCACACAUCAAAUCGAAUCCAUAUCAGAGUGAGUCGGGCUAUGGUGGCUACACCGGUUACAACAUUAACGGUAGCACGUCACAACAACGGCAUGCCAAUCUCAACGCCGUGCACAACACCACCGAUGAUGAUGAUGAUACCGACGAUGGUAUUAUCUAUAUGCCAGGGCCAUCAUCGUCCAAAAAGCAGCCACACUACUUUCAUGCCCCCAUGGUGAACGCGAUGACGGCGGAGAAGAAACAUGCUGUCGAGCAAUCAGAUGGUGAGGAGCAGGUGGAGCAGGAACUCGAGGAGGACUAUGAUGAGGAUAUACCGCCAAUUGAUUUAAGUAAAGCGCCGAGCGUAGAAAGUUUCACGACGAAAGUGCAGACCGAGAAGGGUGUCAAUGCGGAUGGUGCGUCAUUUACGGUAACUACAAUACUGUGAUCGAACAGCGUUGAGUUGCAGUCAAAUUAAAAUUACAUAUACCUAUGUAUAUGCAUGUGGGUGUACCUGUACUGUGCGGGAGGCCGAAGCAUAUAUCGUGUGUGUAAUUGUUCAGUUCCAAAUGCAAUUACUUGAGUGAGUAUAAAAUUUUAUUUGUUGCACGCAUUCCAACAACUAAUGUAUUUGCCAGUAAUUAGAAGAAAAUAAAGACAGACACAGAGAGAGAGAGGAAGAGGAAAAAAGAGUCGAUCCAUGCCAUUUAGUGGCAUUUAAAAACCGAGAAAGUAUUAAAUUUAAUUGUGCUAUUCGAAAUGAUUUGCGUUGUUGUGUGCAAUAAUGUGCCAAAGGCUAACAUUUUAUUUAAGUAGCUAGCAAAUUUGUAUGAAUGUACGCUUGUAAGCUCUUUAAGUACGCAAAGGAAUGCCUAAUAUCAAAAUAAAAAACAAAAAAGCAGUAUAUAGAAGACCGCUUAUACUCUGAUCUCUAUGCCGUAGUAUGCAAAGUGCUAUUUUUAAUAAGUAAAAAAAAGAAAACAAGAAAAUUACUGUCUUAUAACUCAAUAAAGCUGUACAUUUGUAUAUGUACUGUAACAAAACUACAGUCCAAAGCAACAAAAACAAUUACAAUAUACUCUAAAAAUGUGCCUGUCAUUUGUUGCACUUAUUCAAAGUCUAUAAAAUUGUUAUGAAAUUAUGCAACCAAAAUACCUAAAUGAAACCCAAAAACAUAUAAUACUAUGAUAUAUUAAAAAAAUAAUAGGUAUGCACAUUAGGGUGGUGCUUAAUACACAGAAACGAAUUUUUAAAUUUCCCAAAUCUUAACUCUGCACGACUAUACAACUAUGCCGAAAAAACACACACAACAAUUUUAGUUCCAAUUGAGAAAAAUUCAAUUUUUUAGUCUUCAUGUAAAAAUAUAACACUUGAUCUCUGUGCAGCAAUCUUUAACCGCCUGCAAGCAAGUCGUAAACUUAUUUGUUAGUUUUAUGUGCGUGGUGUUAUCGAUUGAGGCGGUGAGACUGAAAAAAUCGUAUUUAUAAUUUUUUUAAGGACCACCCUAAGGUAUAUAUUUGACUCUAGAACGAAUUGUAUAUAAAAUUGCUUGUAAAUAGUUAUUUACAAACAUAUUUGUUGUUGAAUAUGUACCGUAAACCAAUUUUGAAUUCCUAACCAAAACCUAGAGUACUUCUGUCGAACAUUCUAUCUAUAAGUAAUAAGAACGACUAAGUUGUAGUUGAGUAUUACUGUUUAUUUCGAUGCCUUGAAAAUACUGCUUUCAUUUUCAUAUCAUAAGUUUUACAUUUUUAUGUCUUCUUAAGAUAUGUUAAAUAUAAAUACACUACAAAAUAAGCGCCAAAGAAGUCUUAUAUGGAGUUGUCUUAGUACCUCUUGAUAGGUCUACAGCUCAAGUUCUGUGCCAUAUCGAAUCUAACAUUUUGAAACUAUUUCUAACGUUGAAGUGUAUUUCUAUCAGGAAAAAGUUUUACGAAAACCCAAAAGCACUCUGGAGCGGCUCUUAGAAUAUUUGUCGAAUAAAAUCAAAACAAGAAAAAACGCUUACUUCGGCUGCAUCGAAGUUAUAAUACCCUACACGGGUGAAUUUUUUCUAACAUAAAUGGGUUUAAAAAAAUUCGUAUCUUGAUUUUGAUUGAUCAGUUUGAAUAACAGCUAUAUCCUUUAGUCGUCCGUUCUGAAAAAUUUAUAAAUUAUAGCGUUGCCUUAGGUUAUAUUCCAUGUCAAGUUUCUUGUCAAACAAAUAAGUUUUCCAUACAACAACUUGAUUUGGAUCUGUCAGUUUGUAUGACAGCUAUAUGCUAUAGUCCGAUAUCGGCGAUUCCGACUAGGGGGCUAGUUCACGUAUACUCAUAUACAAACAGGCGACAGCUCAUCAGCCGAAACUGUCAAAAACUCACUCGGGACCAAUAUGAUUCGAUUUUAACCCAAUGAAUCUCCGACUUAUUCUAAAGAGCAAAGUCAUGUUUACGAAAAUAUCAUAAUUUUUAAGAACUUAUUGUUCUUUUAUUAUUGACAUAAUGUACUCAUGAAAAUAGAGCUGCAUUUUUUGGCAAGCGAGUUGUUGUGAUUUUUCAUUAAGCAGCAUUACGAUCGCUUAACUUUUUACUGAGUUCUCUUGAAUAAAAUGGUUUAUAUUAUUUUAUUUCGUAUUAUAUAUGUGCUGCUUUAUUUUACGACUCAGUUGCAAACUAGUGCAGUUUUUAUUGCAUGUUUGUAGAUAUGUAUGUAUAUGUAAGUAAACUUUUAUAUGUUCAAAAAGUUGUUAUAUUUUCGUAUUAACCGAUUCUUGUGAUAGAGACAACUGGACGUUCGUUUACAUACAGAGUACUAUAAUAAGUAAAUAUGAAUGUAUGUGGAUAUACAUACAUAUAAGUAACAUAAAUAUGGGCAACUGAGGUAUCAGGGAAACAUUAUUUGUAAAUUUGGUAUUGAAGUCCCCAGCACCUCAAUACAACCGAUUUAAAUUCUUUAAUAUAUUUUUUCCACUAAAAUAAAAGUUGACUUCAAUAAAAUAAAAUUAAAGUCAAAGAAUAAUUUUAUUUUCGAAGUUUUGACUAUGUUAUCACCCAGAAAUAAUGCGAACGCUUUACAAACCCUUUUUAAAGGAUUUUUUUCAACCAUGAAAAGUCGGAAGAAAUUCUGAAAUCAAUUUUUGGUUACUAUUAUUCCGACAGUCGUUUCAGUUACUGUUUGAACAUAUGGUAUAUCUAUAUAAAUAUGGUACAUAGAUAUGUAGUUGCAAAAAUACUCAAUAGAAGUAGAUACUACUUGCUGCACAUAGUUAACGGCGGUAUUACACCACACAAGACCCACCAUCAUAGCAGAUGUCGCAUCAAACAUAUCCAAUAGCAAGCCCAACAAAAGUUUUAACUUUGAACUCGAAGUACAACUAACCAUAAAAGUUUUAAAUUAGAGAAACAAAAAAAAAAUUAAAUUGAACUACAUUAAUUUUAAGCCAUUGCAGAUUCCUUUAUAAAGUAGUUCAAGAACUUUAACAUAUCCAAUCUCGUAUGUCUGUAUGUACAUACAAACAUAUAACGAAGGCAACUAAAACAAAUUAGCAUGUUAAAGUCGUGUACUUGUUGCAAGAAAAUCAAAAUUACAUAUAAAAACUGAACAAGUAUUUUAAAUAUUUUCUACUUGUACACAUCCCCUGUAACCCCUUAUUAAGUGGAGAUGUGUUAUUGCAAGUUAAAUUGGAUGUGGAAAGAGUAAUGUAUUAAAAAGUAAGAGGCACUUUGAAAAUGUAGCAGGAGGGGAACAAAAACAACAAAAAUUCGAAAGACCUAAAUAUUUUUUGCUUUUGUUUUCUAGAGUAUUACACUUUACAACAAGAAAUUAUUACGGUAUAUUUAAAACCAUUUACAAUUAAAACAAAAAUUAAAACUGCAAACCUGCUGCUGCUUACUUUACAAUGUGCCCUAGGGGUUAGGCCAGUAGAGACUCUAGUAGAGCCAGUAGAGACUCAGUAGAGCCAUGAAAAUAAGCCUAUAUUUCAAAAUUUGUUCCAGGUUCAGGAAAAAUGGGCUUAUAUAAAGAAACAGUGAAAAAUUAUGUUGGCAUUUUGAUACAAAAUAGUGGCUACAGAGUCAAUCUUCGGUACAACGUAUUUCAAAACGGCCUCUACGGACAUCGGGAGUUCUAAGAACUCGUGUUAACUGAAACAAAACUAAAAUCGGUAUCUUAAUCUACAUGAGACUUGUUAGUAAAGUUGCUUUAAAUAAAUAAAUGUUUCGCAAAAUUGAAUGAUCA
Messenger RNA from Bactrocera oleae (olive fruit fly), 5970 nucleotides. The record is from RefSeq and is a predicted model, not a curated record. Lineage: Eukaryota; Metazoa; Arthropoda; Insecta; Diptera; Tephritidae.